Meloidogyne enterolobii is the source of this 1629-nucleotide messenger RNA. The record is from the annotation of a GenBank genome assembly. Lineage: Eukaryota; Metazoa; Nematoda; Chromadorea; Rhabditida; Meloidogynidae.
AUGCUUCGUCGAAUGGAACAAUUUUUAACGACAACAAGUUGUCGGCGUUAUUUAAUUUUGUCCUAUUUCGAUAAAAAUGUAAAACAUCCAGAAAUUCCAAAAAGUGAUUGUUGUGAUAAUUGUACAAAAUUGUUACAAUCUGGAGUAGAUAAAAGAUAUAAUAAAGAAGAAAUGAUUUUUGAUUUUGGUGAAGAAGCUAAAAAAUUAUUUAGAACAAUUGUUGAAGUUUUUGGUGGAAGGACUGGAUUAAAUAAACCGAUUGAUUUUAUUAGAGGAAGUAAAACAGUUUUAUCAAAAGCACCAAAAACAUUUACUAAAGGAGAAGAUUUAUCAAAACACCCACUUUAUGGUUGUGGAAAAUCACGUUCGGAAAUGUGGUGGAAAGAAUUGGGAAAAUUAUUAAGAAAUUAUGGUUAUUUAAUUGAUUCAAAAUCAACAUUUAAUCAAUUUGGGUGUAUUACAAAUAUUUCUGAUAAAGCUGAAAAAUGGUUAAGAGAAGGAGGAAAGGAAUUAAAAUUAAUUCCUUCUGAAUAUUUAUCAAAUUCAAAUAAUGUUGAAAAUGGAGGAAAAGAUUUGACUAAAACAACACUUUCAAUUCCAAACAAAGUUGUAGAAAUUAUUUCAGAAAAAUUAUUGGGUAUAGAAAAACAACGAGAAUAUAAAGAUGCUAGCUGUUAUCCUUGUAUUGCUUCUGCUUCUGAUAAGAAUAUUUUUGUCUAUGAAGUGUUACCUCAACUUCGAAAAGAACUAGAAGAUUUACGUUAUCAAUUGGCUCUUGAAUCCGACUGUCCAGCCAACUCAGUUUACAGCAAUACUGUUAUUGAAGGACUUGUUAAAAUCCGACCAACAAAUGAAGCAACAUUAGAGCUAGUUGAAGGCUUUCCUGAACAACGAAGAAAACAAUUCCUAACUCCGAUUACUCAACUUAUUUCAAAAUUUUGUUCAGAGAAUAAUAUUUCUACGGACUCUAAGGAAGCUGAAAUAGAGUUUCCUGAAGAUUUGGAAUCUCUUAAAAAUGGAUUGACUUUAACAGAGAAAAGUUAUUAUCAUGCUCAUGUUCUUUAUAAUCGAUCAUUGGAAGAAACUUCUUCAUAUAUGAAAGCUACUUCAAGUACAGUUGCUAAUCAUCUUUCUACUGCAGCAAAACGUGGUUUACCUUUACAUUUAAAAACGCUUGGAAUAACUUUGGAAUUAAUUGAAAUUGUUCAUAAUAAAAUAAAGGAGAAUGGAAGAGACAUAAUUCGUCUAAAGCCUAUAAUGGAAUUAUUGCCUGAAAAUCUUGUCGACUACAAUCGUUUAAAAAUAAUAUUUUCAAUCUUGGAAUAUCAAUAUGGAAUUGAUACAAGUGAAAAUGAAAAUUUAAAUUUGAAUGAAGAUUUAAAAAAAGGAGGGGAAGAAGAGGGUGAAGGAGUGAAUGAUGAAGAAAAAAAGGAGGAGGAGGAAGAAGAUAUAAUUUCAAUAUCCUCAUCCCCUAAAAAACGAAAAUUACCUUUUUGGUUAAAUUCGAAAAAAAGAAAUGGGGGCAAAAUUGAUGAAGAAAAUUAUGUUUAUAAUACUGGGGCAACUACUACAACAACGAAGAGAAAAAAUUUUAAACAAAUUAAAAUUAAUAAUUCAAUAUUUUCUUGA